UGGCAACAUUGCUACUGGUGCUGACGAGUGACGGAUCAUGAUUUGAAGUGGGUAGAAGCUAAAUGUGUUAUUUUUGUGAUGAGUGUUCGUGUUAUUUUUGAGAAUGCCAAUCCAGGCGCCGCAAUGGACGGACUACCUCAAUUGUCCGGUGUGCUGUCGCGAGUUUGGCCCCCCUCCGCGGAGCCCUAUCAGUCUUGGAUGCGGUCACACCCUAUGUGGUCACUGUCUUAAGCAUUUGCAUAGAAAACAAUGCCCUUUUGAUCAGACAGUAAUCCACGCAGAGCCCGAAGAAUUAGUAGUGAACACGGCGCUGCUACAGUUAGCCGGGUAUACGCCGCCCGCGCAGCCCUACCACCCACCCUGCAUACAGGCGUUGUCCGAGCACGACCGUCAUGCGUAUGACGUCAUCGUGCGAUGCCUCGAACACCUUGCCAUCUACCUUAAACUCUGUGGUAAUGCGAAUAAUAGCACGGCGGGUAACCGGUUGUCGAGGCCUAUGCAACGCAAGUUGGUGACGUUGCUUCAAUGUGCCAUCACUGACGAAGAGGGCAGGGGGAGGGCGGCACGAGCGGCGCGAUCUCUUGGGGAGAGGACUGUCACUGAACUGAUUCUUCAGCACCAGAACCCUCAACAACUUAGUGCGAAUCUGUGGGCAGCGGUGAGAGCUCGCGGCUGUCAGUUUUUAGGUCCAGCAAUGCAAGAAGAAGUCUUAAAACUUGUCCUUUUGGCGCUAGAAGAUGGUUCCGCCCUUUCCAGAAAGGUUUUAGUGAUGUUUGUUGUCCAAAGAUUAGAGCCUCAUUUUCCGCAGGCUUCCAAAACUAGUAUAGGCCACGUCGUCCAGCUUCUGUACAGAGCUUCUUGUUUUAAGGUAUCAAAACGCGAGUGUGAUUCUUCACUAAUGCAACUGAAGGAGGAAUUCCGGACAUACGAAUUGCUGCGUCGGGAACACGAUGCGCAGAUAGUCCAAAUAGCGACCGAGGCGGGUCUGAGGAUAGCCCCUGACCAGUGGAGCGCCCUCCUCUACGGGGAUACCGCGCACAAGAGCCACAUGCAGAGUAUAAUCGACAAAUUGCAAACACCCCAGUCGUUCGCGCAGUCGGUGCAGGAGCUGUUCAUAGCUUUGCAAAGGACUGGUGACCCGGCGCAGUUGGUCGUCAUCAGUAUGCAUCUCGACCGACUCGCCAAUAUCGAUGCUAGUCCUGAUGCGAAAAGUCCUACAUGGCAACAGCUGGCCGAGAUGAUCAAGGCAAUAAAAGAAGUCGUUUCCGGUCUUAUCCACUACCUACAGCAACAAGCCUCUGGUCGCGACUCGAACCACAACCAGAAGCACAUCCUGCAGGAGAGAUGCAUCGAACCAUCGACUAGCCAGCCUUCGCCACAGAGUGCGACUACCCCGACUCACAAGUACAAGACAGCAAUGUGCAGGGAUGCAGUGACCAGGUCCUACUGCCCGAGGGGCAACUCCUGCACCUUCGCUCAUUAUGAAGAAGAAUUAGAAAGGUACAGGGCAUUGCCAAAUACAAACCAGGCUAUAACCAAUGGCAACUACACGUACAUGCCCCCGCUGCCACCUGCAUUGCCGCUGCAGCAAAUGCCUCAGGCGCUCCCCCUCCCGCCGAUGUACCAGAGGUUCCCAAUGCCUCCACCGCAGCCCCUCGCUCAACAUCCGCAUAUUGACAACUACAACGUCCAGUCGAUUAAUACACUACCGACACAACCGAUGCCACAAGAACUGCUUACGAAUCAGGAAUAUGGCGCUGAUAAUCAACGUGCAGAUUGUAUCCAGCAACCUCAGAACUACGCUUCUGCCCUCAUGCACAACCAAGCACAAUUGGCUAUAAAUCAAAAUUCCAUGAUAGUCCCAAUACCGGAUCGACCUUACUACGGCCGUUACGGAGUAGUCGCCAUGCACGAUGAACCCUCAAACAAUAUCCAGUUUCCACGGCAAGAAUUCGUCAAUCCCGUAUUCCAAGGUGCAACCAAUACUGGACCGAUAACCGGCUAUCCGAACCAAGAACAGACCAUGCCUCCACCGAUGCCAAAUAUGUUUGUACCGGUGCAACACGAAGCUCCGCGAAAUAUUAGCCCCUACACAUUCGAUGAUCCGAUACCCUCAGACCUCUUGCCGGACUAUCGAGUUGAGGCGUCUGCCUUCGCUGUCGUACCUCGUGACCGCCGCAUUGAACCGUCUUGGCCAACCAAUAGUGUAUUUAAUUUCGACUCUAUGAGGAACACUCUGGCACACGGACCCUCUACUCCAGAGGAUAUAUUCGCUGUACCGAGUGACAGGCGGGCGGUUGGAGCCGACAGACUCGGGGCGGUAGCUGAACGCAUGGCAGCCGUAACUUCUGAGCUGGCAAUCAGAGCUGAUGAUGAAGAAUUAGAAGAGGAACUGCAGGCCCUGGAGCGCCGUAUCGACACCGAGUUUAAAAGCACUGAUUAAAUGUCGAUACUGAGUUACUAUCUCAUACCAAAUAUAAAUUAUCAAAUAUAACGACUUUAGGUUGAAAGAUAAGAAUAAUCAACGAAAGUUGACAGAGAUGGACGCAUUUCUUAUAAAGUUGUAUCGAGUCUUUGUUUGAAGAUCUUAUUGGAUAUUAGAACUUCUUAUUUAUUAAAAAUAAAUGAGAAGAUUUAUUACUUAUCCAAAAAAAAAAAAUUCAAAGACUUCAAGUACAACUUGUAUUGAAUGCAAGAAAAGAUAUAUUUUAACUAUCAAAUCGUACUUCCAUUGUAAUUACUCAUCUUCCUUUAAAUUAGAAUUACGCAAUAGGGUUAGUAGUGACGUAAAUAAAUGUUUGUAGGACCUAGUUUGACUUCGACGACUCGUAGAAGUUGUCCUUAGUGUCUCGGAUGCUUAAUAAUAUCAAAACGGAAUAUAUGAGACUCAUUAAAAGAAGACACGAUUUAAUGUAUAAUUUUAUCUCGUAAAGUAACAAAGUCUAUGAAAAACAACUCAUGACGCUCCUUGGUAUUUUUAUAGACAAACUAAUAAAUUAUAUAUUUAUUUAAAUUUGUAAUAAACUUAUUAACGUUUGCCUUUACGGCAAUAAAUGAAUUGACACUAGAAUAGACUUCGCCGUAUUGUGGUCGCAUUUAACUUUGCCCUUAAAUUUAUAGCCUAUGUGAAUAGGCAAAUAAAAUAAUAAAGUCAGACAUUGGUCGUUAAUAUACUGUAAGUAAAAGUGAAAUAAUUUGUUUUAUCUUGGAACAAAUUUUUAGGGUUCCCUACUGACAAGAACAAAGUCAUAAAAUAUAACUUCGGUGACCGCCUGAUGCCCAUCAGUCUGUUCGUCCGUCCUAAUAUCGCAAUCGUCAUCGCAAAAUAUUCAUUUUGAAUUUGGUAUUAUUUUCAGUAACGGUUUUAUUUAAAAA
Molecule: messenger RNA, 3375 nt
Organism: Vanessa tameamea
Lineage: Eukaryota; Metazoa; Arthropoda; Insecta; Lepidoptera; Nymphalidae
Gene: roq
Product: roquin-1
Exons: 16
Coding region: 104-2443 (779 amino acids)
Biological process (GO): nuclear-transcribed mRNA catabolic process, deadenylation-dependent decay; ubiquitin-dependent protein catabolic process; protein polyubiquitination
Cellular component (GO): cytoplasmic stress granule
Molecular function (GO): mRNA binding; RNA stem-loop binding; ubiquitin protein ligase activity
Source: RefSeq, a predicted model, not a curated record